Coprinopsis cinerea okayama7#130 is the source of this 2109-nucleotide messenger RNA. RefSeq lists its product as hypothetical. The record is from RefSeq and is a predicted model, not a curated record. Bases 1 to 2109 code for a protein of 702 amino acids. The transcript has 4 exons. NCBI's taxonomy places the organism in Eukaryota, Fungi, Basidiomycota, Agaricomycetes, Agaricales, Psathyrellaceae.
AUGGCUAGAACCAAGGCUGAGCAGUAUCCAUGGACGCCCGACGACCUCAAGUUGCUCAACGACGCCAAAGCAGAGUACAAGGGCGCCGACGCAGUCAAGCGCCUGAACGUCGCUGACACCGUCGCCAGGCAGAUUCAAGAAGCCAAAGAGGCGGUUGACGGGUCGGCCAUGGAGGGUAAACUCGCGCAGGCGUUAUUUACGUCUGUCAGAGGAUGGCUGAAUGCCCGCUGCAAGGCUAGCCGCAAGACACCAGGUCCAGCGUGGAAAGGUGUCAAGCCGAGAUUGUUAUUCAUUCAACACAACAAGCUCACCAUCAAGCUUGCGCAUCGGGCAAAGUACGAGAAACUAACGGGCGACCGAUAUCCCUAUACCACGGAUGGGCUGCAAGACACCCCUCUCCCAGACCUCGACGAGAACGAUCUGGAGGUAUUGAAAGAGGCUGGUAUCGACCCUGAAGGAUCCGAAGACUUAGAAGACCUCUUUGAAGACGACGGUGACGGGAAGGACCCCUUUUCGGAUAGCGACGAUGACAAUGCCGAUUCAGAUGACGACGAUGACAUUGCCCCACCAUCUCGCAAGUCGGGCCGCAAAGGAGCAGCUGGUACCAAGCCCCCUACGGCCAUUCAGAAACUCAGCAACAAAGUUUUUGCAUCAUUUCAGGAGACAGUCACCGAACUUUGGAAUGCCCUUGCGGCCUCUGAACGAAGGAAGUACCGCAUCCGAGCCUAUCUCAACCGCGAACUGGGACCGUCGGCGCUCGAACAAGCGGAGAUGGCCGACAAAGAGCUACCUUCGUUCCUGGAAAGGAUGUCGCUCGAUGCAAACCACAAGUUCAAUGCCCGCCUCAUCAUCACCGUAGUGCACCCCGACAAGAAUCGGGUCCUUCACUCUUGGACCACCGAUCACGGCGACAACCUCGGCGGCACCUCCUUCACCACCCAACACCCCACUCUAUUCAAAGACUCCGGAGUGGCUGGAAUAAUUCUUGACUGGGCGAGGAGGGAGUUCAACACCCAGGAUGGGAGGCUUCGUACAGCAGGCCGCCGACAAGGUACACGAGCUUUGAUGCAGCUCCCCAAAGGACGCGACGGGGUUGAGCUGCUUGACCCUGCGGUUAUACCUCCGGGAAUGAACGCGAAGCCGUACCUAGUGGAUAUGAUGAGGUCCUAUUUCAUUAAGAAGUACGGCGAGGCAUCGCCGCAAACAGGUCGGCCAAGCCUCUCGUGGCAGGCGGUGUCCACAUCACCCGACAGCUACUUCGACUCGCACAUUCUCCCCUCCCAGUACAUGGCGUUGGUGCAAGAACCGACGCGUUUGACGGUUCCUAAACUGCGCUUCCUCCUGGGCUACCUGUACGAGCGCCAGCAGGUGGGACAGCGCCCGGCGUUCCGGUUCGACUAUUUCGAGCACGAGGGCAGACUGCACAAGUCUGUGGCUUUGGUGGAGGAGGAAAGGGUUCUGGGCCUUAUAGGGCGACCAAGGCCAAUCAAACAGCUUCCCAAGCGCGAUGUGACGCCAGAGAAGGCGACAGUGGUAAAACUUUCUCCCCCACCCCCUAGUUUCAUGGACAAUCAAACCGCGACCGCCGGCAAUCAAUCACAAACUAGCGCGCCGCUGCCGCCCGCCCAUAGUCUCAUGCUCUCUCCUGAAGAUCCUUUACCAUCAUUGGUCCAUGGCGAUCAAACCGCGACCGCCGGCGAUCAAUCGCAAAUCAGCUCACCACCUGCCGACUUCGAUGUGAACCAGAACUCAUCAUUGGUUCGGGGUACUGAUGCCACGUCAUCACCCGCGCCAGUGCCUCUUCCGACGACCAAGACCGCCGCCGCCGACUCAAAGGACAAACCUCGCAGGUCAGCUAUGGAUCUCAUCAAGUCACUGCAGCCAGGAAUGAAGCCUGUCGUAUCACCGACCAAGCCCGCCGCCAUUACUCAGACUCCGGUUAACCGACGCAAGCGGCCUUCCCCUGCCGCCUAUGAGUCACCCGAAGGCAAACGGAAUAGGUUGGAUGGGAUAGAGCUGCUCCCCGAAGUCAAGACUAACGUUAGGACUCGAUCCCAAGCGUCUCGGGAAAUGCGCCGAACCCGCCAGAGCAAGAAGUCUCGCAAGUAG